Messenger RNA from Hyphopichia burtonii NRRL Y-1933, 1893 nucleotides. RefSeq names its product phosphatidylinositol-3-phosphate-binding protein (gene BEM1). Gene Ontology annotation, molecular function: phosphatidylinositol binding; protein binding. The record is from RefSeq and is a predicted model, not a curated record. The transcript has a single exon. NCBI's taxonomy places the organism in Eukaryota, Fungi, Ascomycota, Pichiomycetes, Serinales, Debaryomycetaceae. Bases 1 to 1893 code for a protein of 630 amino acids.
AUGAUCAAGUCAUUUAGAAGGAGUAAAAGAAGUUCUAAUUCGUCGCCUUCUCCUAAAAAGGCCAUAUCUAGAAUUGGAUCUACUAGUAGUAGUCGAGAUUUAGAUGAGUCUAAUGAUGCUGUACUCCAGUCUCCGAAGAAGGUUAUUAAAGCUUUGUAUGACUAUAUACCUCAAGGACCGGGGGAAUUACCUUUUAAACAGGGAGAUUUUUUCCAUGUAAUAAAUGAUGAUCAAGAACGUAUAGGACAAAGUGAAGAAUUGAAUGGUUGGUAUGAAGCCACCAAUCCAAUGACCAAUGCUAGAGGAAUGGUUCCAGUAUUAUAUUUUGAAGUUUUCAAUCGUUCAAGACCAAUUCAAACCCCUUCAGCUCCAACUCAUAUAAUAGAUACAAAUAAGAGUCCUAAUUCUUCUAAUCACCAAAGAAAUUCUUUACAGACUUUAUACGCGGUCACCUUAUAUGAAUUUAAAGCAGAACGGGAUGAUGAAUUAGAUAUCAUGCCUGGUGAAAAUUUAAUAAUUUGUGCUCAUCAUGAUUUCGAAUGGUUUAUUGCUAAACCAAUUAAUCGUUUAGGUGGGCCUGGCUUGGUUCCGGCUUCUUAUGUUAAAAUUAUCGAUUUAGUAAAUCCAAAUAAUGCUCAUACAAUGGAUGAAGAUAUUAUAAAAGUUAUUAAUAAAUUAAAAAUUCCAACUGUUGAACAAUGGAAAGACCAAACUGCUAGAUAUCAAGCUUCCACUAUACCUUUAGGUUCAAUCUCAAAUAAUGGUCCAGCAGUCACUUCUUCCAAUACUCAAUACUUUCAAAAAGAUCCUCAAUCUGAUGGUAAUAGUUAUAGAUCUUCUUUGAGUCUUACAAAUACUAGAAUUUUAGAAGUUUGUGUUGAUUCUUAUCUUUUAGAUCAUGGUCGUUAUCAAUAUCAUGUUAUCGCUAGAUUAGAUAAUGGUAAAAUCCGUUAUUUAUAUCGUUAUUAUCAACAUUUUUAUGAUGUUCAAGUUAAAUUAUUAGAAUUAUUUCCUUAUGAAGCAGGUAAAAUUGAAAAUUCAAAAAGAAUCAUUCCUUCAAUUCCAGGUCCUCUAAUUCAUGUUAAUGAAAAUAUAUCUAAAAUGAGAAGAGAAAAAUUAGACUAUUAUUUACAAAAUUUAGUUGCCUUACCUCCUCACAUUUCAAGAUCAGAAACUGUCUUACAAUUAUUUGAAGUUUUAGAUAAUGGUUAUGAUAAAGAAAUUAUUGAAAGUCCUAAAAAUCGCACUUCCAAACCAAUUAGUCAAAAAUCGAAUUAUCAACAAGAUAGACUUUCUCAAUAUUCGGGUAUUUUACAAAAUUCAAAUAAUAGAAGUUCUUCUACUCCAAAUUCUUCCGAUUCUGCUUUGAAUAGAAUUUCUUCGUCUUCUUCAAAUAAUAAUAAUAUCAAUAGUAUAAAUGCUGCCGGUGGUCUUGCAGCUCCAGUUACCACUUCUCCUGCUAAUCCCCAUCCUUCUGCUCCUCCUCCUCCAACUGAAAAUAAACAACCAAAGGUUAAAGUUAAAUUCUAUUAUGAAGACGAUAUUUUUGUGUUAUUAUUACCAACCAAUUUACGUCUACAAGAUUUAAAAUCUAAAUUGGCUAAAAGGCUUGAUUUACCAAAUAAUGAAGGUUCUCCGUAUGGUGGCUCGGGAGAAGAUAACACUACUGAAGACUAUGUGAUGGUUGAAAAUGGACGGAAAUCUUUUAAAAAUGUUCAAUUGUUCUUGAAAAAUGAUUACGAUGACUUUGUCGAAGAAAAUGGCCUUGAAAAUACCGAUUCUUUCAAUGAUAUUCAUAAAGAAAAAUUGAGAGAAUUCGAAAUCUUCAAUGAUGAGAGAUUUCAUGAAAGUUUAUAUGAUAAAUGUAAAAUCGUCAUUCUUGCACAAAACUAA